Messenger RNA from Pocillopora verrucosa, 5029 nucleotides. RefSeq lists its product as uncharacterized. The record is from RefSeq and is a predicted model, not a curated record. Gene Ontology annotation, biological process: gamma-aminobutyric acid signaling pathway; G protein-coupled receptor signaling pathway. Gene Ontology annotation, cellular component: membrane; G protein-coupled receptor heterodimeric complex. Gene Ontology annotation, molecular function: G protein-coupled GABA receptor activity. NCBI's taxonomy places the organism in Eukaryota, Metazoa, Cnidaria, Anthozoa, Scleractinia, Pocilloporidae.
UGUGAUACCAAGAAAUGGUGUCGAAAGGAAACGAUCAUUUAGCACCCUGAAGUACUAGACAUUGAGGUACUUGAAAAAACACUAAACACCCACUUCGAGCCUUUGAUCAGUUUACAAUCAAACACAAGCAAAUUGUUUCAAGAUUACGCAAUGAAUCUGAUCUUCAUCACAGUUACUGUCGUCAUCUGCUGUGCCACCCUCACGAAAGCUUUUAACACAACAAACUCCACCAACUCCAGCCUCCAAACAAAUAGCACAAAUAACAACACAACACCACUUACGACACUGUAUAUUGGAGCGUUUUUUGACCUCACAGACAAAAACGGCUAUGGAGCUUUACCAAUGGCACUUCAGGCCAUAGAGGAAAUCAAUAACAACCCAAGUGUGUUGCCAGGGUACCAACUUGAGUUGGUUGUCAAAUCAACACAGGGAAGUUUCGGAAUUGGACAGAAAGCUUUCAACGAAUUUCUGAACACAGGACCGACCAAAAUCAUGUUACUGGGACCGGGGGAAGAUUCCUUGGCCAAAUCUAUAGCUGCGUACUCUGGAAUACCGGAUAUCAACCUCCUCCAGUUUUCCUAUGGAACAAGCGAUCUUGAGCUUGAAAACAGGAGAGACUUGUACCCAAACUUUUUUCGGACAAAAACAUCUCCCACUUCAUUAGAUGUACCAAGAAUAAAAUUUAUCAAAGAGUAUGGAUGGGACGAAGUUGGAAUUAUUUAUGGAGACAGCGAGAGGUAUUUUCAGCUUUCCAAUCAACUGGCAGGCUCAUUAAAGGGAAGCAAAAUAAAAGUUUUAGCAGAAGUACGGUUACAAGCUAAUGAUCCUACACGGGCUAUCCGAACGAUGAAGGAUAGAGGAAUUCACGUUAUUCUUGGCAUGUUUUCGCUUGAUUCCACUGCACGAAAAAUGUUUUGCGAGGCUCAUCGUGCACGGAUGUACGGUCCACAUUAUGUCUGGAUUCUUACAAACAGCAAAAAUAACAACUGGUGGAUACCGAAAAAAGGAGAAAGCAUCGCUUGUUCGGACUUGGAAAUGAAAUGUCAAAUACAGAACCACUUUUCAUUUUAUCAUACUAACGUAGUGUCAUUGCAAAGAACCUUUUACUCCUAUGCCAAAAAGAACAAGAGUCAAAUAAUCAACGAUUAUCGAGCAAGAGUGGACAAUCACAACGAUACAUCAAACCGAAGUGAUCAGUACUUACAUGUUUAUGAUGCACUGUGGUCGAUCGGUUUUGUGCUGCACAACUCUAGACAAGAGAUCAAAACGCAAGGAAAAACUCUGGAAAAUCUGACAUACGGCGAUGCUAAUGCAACAGACGUGUUUCGGAAGUGGGCAUUAGAUCUGGACUUUAAGAGCCCGAACAUAGGGACAAGAGUAAGAUAUUACCCCAAUGGAAACAGACGAAACGGAAUUAUCAUCAAACAGAUUGUAAUAGAAGAUGGUAUUUUCAAGACAGUAACAGGUGGAACAUUUGACGUGAAAACGGAAGUCCUCAAAGCGUCAACAGAAAUACACUGGUUUGCUGGCACACCUUAUACCAAGACGACAGAGACGUACAUCUACCGUACAAUCGACGAGACGUUAUUUUUUGUCAUAAUUGCAUUCGCGUCACUUGGAAUCGUUUAUGGUCUAAUCUGCCUUUUAACACUGGUGUUAAACUUCAAGAAGAAACUUGUAAAAAAUUCUGGUCCAGUGAUCAGCCUUCUCAUCAUUCUGGGAUGUCUUCUGAACUACGUCACUGUAAUUCUUUAUGGCUUUGACUACGCACGCGUAUCCCCAGAUGUCGUCACACGCCUAUGCAGGGCUCGUUCCUGGACAUUUAGUAUUGGUUUCACACUAUCUGUUGGAGGCCUGACUGCCAAACUGUGGAUGGCUUAUGGAGUAGUGAAAGAAAGAUUCGUCAGAAGCAGGAAAGUUAUGAUGUUUUGGAUGCUUGGAAUUCUUGUUCUUCUCUUAGUCAUCGAUAUCACAAUCUUAGGAUGCUGGGAGACCAUAGAUCCCUUAUACCGUAUUCUCAAACAAGUCCGGUCACAGCCCGAGUAUGAGUGUUUCCAGCCUAUAACUGCUGACACCUUUCAUGCCAAGAUUGAGGUUGUGGAGCAAUGUAACUGCGCGGAUUUGACGCAGUGGCUGGUCGUGAUUCUUGCAUUCAAGGCGCUACUUGUGUUAGCCGGUGGAUUUCUGGCUUGGCAGACAAGGAAACUUUACAUUCCCGCGCUAAAUGACACACAGCACUGCGUGUCAUGCAUGUUCGUGGUAGUGGUGUUCUGCGUGGCUGGUGCCAUUGUGGCUUUUACAGCCACGUUGUACCCAAGCGUGUAUUACGGUGUUAUUGGUGGUCUUGUAAUCUUCGCCACGACUCUAAUCCUUUUCCUGCUAUUUAUAAACAAGAUCGUUCGCUUGAGCUGCAAAAGGACAAGUGGCAAAUCUGCAGUUGCUGGACAAUCGGCAGAGUAUGACACCACCUGCGCCUGCGGUGCAGCCUGUGCAAAGUUUUGCUCGUGCUGCACAUGUUCAUCCGCUUGUUGUAUAUCCUUUUGGUCUUGUUUCCCGUGCUGCAAUUUGUUUACCUGCCUGCGGUCGUUCUUCUGUGGGUCCCAAGUGCAUCCCUCCUCCGGGGAUAGGAAAGAAAGCGAAAACGACUUUUAUAUCGGAGGUCAUCUUCAAGAUAAAGACGCGGAAAUAGUCUAUCUCAAAAAUGAGCUUCGCGAGAGAGACACCAUGCUGAGUAAUGUGCAACAGAAGCGCACAGUUAAGACUAUCGCUACCCAGACACACGAUGACGGUAGCAACUUCCUGGAUCACGGCGAUGACGAUUACGACAGCACACUUGACGCAAGCGGUAGUGAUGCUGAGAGUUUCACGAGCACUGAUGGAAGAAAGCGCAUCCGGCGCGCGGCAAAUAAAAUCCGAAUCUUUCACGAAGCGGCCGAUUACUCUCAUGUGAGAAGCAAGGUGAACACUGGAAUAAGAUCUUCCCUGGCUCCAAGCACUCCACAAGAAAGGAGGGGCUCACGGAUGUCAAUUUCUUCAAUGUCCAAUGAAGAAAUACGCAAACUCAAGACAUCAGUUGCAGAGAAAGAUGAUGAAAUAAACACAUUAAAGAAAGAACUUGAGGCACUAAGAAAGCAGGAAUCCACAGGAAAUUCUCUUCAAAGGAAGUCUACAACAGAGCAGAAAUCAGGAGAAACUUUCCCCGGAACGCAACGAAUUCUAUUGAUUGAGACACCAGCGACGCCCAUUCCUGAAGACAAAACUACAUUUACUUUUCCUGUUCAGUCUUCGCGAUCCACAAGUCCUUCAACAGUUCAGCCUCCAGGGUCCCCCAGUUCCUCAACUACAAAGCCUUCGGUAGCUCCCAGUUUCUCCAUUGUCAAGCCUUCGAUGUCCCCAAGUUCCCCCACUGUUAAGUCCUCGGCAGCCUCCAGUACCUCCCCUGGAAAAUCAUUGGCGUCAAAAAGCCCCUACGCUGUCAAGUUAUCAGGGUCUCUCAGUCCCAACGCAGCUAAGACCUCAGUGUCUACAUCGACGGUUAAGUCUUCGGAGUCUCACACUACCCCUUCAGCAUCUCCGGUUCCCAGCUCGAAACGUAAUAACAUAGCCAAGAAAGUGUCUAUCAACGAAGAAGACUCCUCAUCUGAGAAACUUUCGAAUAAACCAGAAACACAAGCGCAGGAUAGAGCACAUAAAAAGAACUCUAUUGGCCCUGGAGGGGCGUGGCUAUUUGACGAUCAUUCCGAGCCGACAAUGCUGGAGAAAAGCAUCAACAACGACUCGGCCACGAUGGAUAGUAACAAAGCCACAGGUCGUGGAUCUAAUAUUUCCCCCACUGAUAAAAAUAAACCUGACGAAAAUCUGAAAGCAUCCCUUACAAACGUGUCCAUAUCUGUUCCUCUAGACAACGAAUCUGCUCCUGAAAACGCAAUAAUUGGUACAAAAAAAGAGUUGAAGAGCACAGACAAAGAAGAUGGAAAUGGAAAAAGAGAUGACAUAUACAUUAAUAACCUCAACAGUGGCAACGGGAAAAACCCCAAUAACCAAGAUCAAACUUCUAGAACUGCAAAACCCAAAGGCGAAUUAGCAGAGGAUGCGAGCUCUGCUGUGGAGAAAAGCGAACCCGAAAACGCAGAAGUUAUGAAGGAUGAGAGUGGAAGAACCAUCGAAAUAAUUGACGAAGAAGAAGACGACGACGACGAUGAUGAUGAUAAUGAUGAAUACGACGACGAAGAGGAAGAAGAAGAUGGAGACGAAGAUAAAGAAGGUGCUGCUACUACUGGCGAAGCAGCAGGCGGCCACAAUGGUGCCAGGAAGAGUAAAAAAAGGGGAAGACGCAAAAAAUUAGGAUACGGCAAGUUGAAAUGGAAUGCUGCAUCCAAAGUUGACACUGGUUCAGGUACACGCUCUAACGCGCCUAGAAGAAGUAUUAAGAAGAUUCCUCGAUACAAAAACGAUUAUUCGCACGUACGGUCGCGAGUAACUUCAGUUAGUGAGGGGAGUACUGGAGAGAAAGUUACAGAUAGUCCAAUAACCAAGCGGAAACAGAGUGAAAACGAAGAGAAACGGAUUAGGAGUCAAUCCUUGUACAGACCUCCCCCUGAGUACAUUAAAGUACGACCACGCUUAUACAAUGAAGGAAGGAGAUACAGCGAAAUGCCAAGACAUAGUACAAUGCCUUACAGCGUAAAGCAAUCUUCUCGAUGAUGAAAAAACUAUGAGAUCAUCAAUAACAUCCGCUGACCAUAACUGACGCUGCUCGUAAAGUUUCAAAGGGCUUGCCAUGUGCAACGGGCAAUUCGAAGAUCAGUGUUGGCGGCGCAGAUACAAAGAGGUAUAUUGAUAAUCAUAAAUGUAAUUACAAUUUUGGACUUUUUUACAUAAAGUGUACAAACUCAUAACGAAAAAAAUUAAAAAGCCGUGAUUAAUUCUGUAACUUCUUUUCAAUUAAGAGUCCAAUUCAUUAAACCAAAAUGGCACUAUUUUUUUUGUCAACUGCUCAUAUCUUACAAAAUACGUAACAAUAAACAAU